AAUAGCACGCGAUAGGGCGUCCAUUGGCUGUGGAUGAUGCAACUUAUGUUUGACGAGAGGGCGUUCAGAUUGCGACUUGGACAGCUGUAAUCAAGCUGAAGUGCGCAACACGUGCUACGCUGUGUAGCAAGUGGCGUUCUAUCAUCCUGUUGUUGACGCACAUCAACGCACAUCGACCAACAUUGACGCGUGGUCUACGAAAUGAGGGUCCACGACGACGCGGAUGCCAAAUACAUCGCGAUGGGAAAAUCCAAAUUGGCCAUGAAGCGGCCGAACACCAAUGUAUUUGGCAAAGCUCUUAGCAAAAUGCAGAGAAUGAACGAAGAAAGACAGUGCAACACAGCGAGUGUAGCAAAGAACAAUGAUAAGUCGAGUGUUGGUUUAUAUCAACGAAAAAAAUCGCUGCCUGUCUAUAUGCUUCGUAAAAGACUGUUGGAGGAGAUUCGUCAGUACAAUACUCUGAUUAUAAUAGGCGAGACUGGUAGUGGUAAAACCACGCAAAUUCCACAGUUGUUGCUUCAAGCUGAAAUAGCUGGUGCAACAGGCUGCAUUGGAAUCACACAACCACGCCGGAUAGCAGCAGUUAGCAUAGCACGCCGGGUUGCCCAAGAACAAGGAGCAAAACUAGGAAAAUUGGUGGGCUAUUGCGUUCGUUUUGAGGACUGCACUUCUCUUCAGACAAGGAUCAAAUAUGUGACGGAUGGUAUGAUGGUGCGAGAAGCGAUGACAGAUGAAAUCUUGUCAGAAUAUUCGGUGGUGAUACUCGACGAGGCUCACGAGCGAUCUGUACACACCGAUGUUCUGUUUGGAGUAGCUAAACGAGCACAGAAUUUGCGGAAGUUGAAGAAUUUACCACCCUUAAAGCUCCUAAUUAUGUCAGCCACGAUGGAUCCCAAUAAAUUCAAGGAGUAUUUCCAGGCACCGGCAUUAUAUCUGGAGGGCCGUCAACAUCCCGUGAGGAUUUUUCAUUCGGUCUCCUCGCAGCAGGAUUACGCGUUCGCCGCACUAGUUACGGCCUUUCAAAUUCACCGCAAAGCACCUGCAAAUGAGGAUAUUCUAAUUUUCUUGACCGGGCAAGAAGAAAUAGAGGCAGCCGCAGUGGCUGCCCGACAGGUGGCUAAACAAUUAGACGGACAGCAGUAUCCAUCUCUGAAAGUUUUUCCCUUGUACGCGGCACUACCCACUCACCAGCAAUUAGAGGCCUUCAAACCUUCGGCACCUGGUAUGCGUAAACUAGUACUGUCGACAAACGUCGCUGAGACAUCCGUCACAAUUGGUGGAAUUCGUCACGUGAUCGAUACCGGUGUUGUCAAAGCGAGGACUCAUCAUCCGACGACGGGAUUAGACAUGCUGAGAGUUGAGAAAGUCGCAAAGGCUCAGGCUUGGCAAAGAGCAGGCAGAGCUGCUCGCGAAGCACCGGGUAAAUGUUAUAGAGCUUACACCAAAGAAGAGUUCGAGAAGAUGAAGGAUAUGCCAGUACCAGAAAUUCAAAGAUGUUCUCUGGCGGGAGUCGCCCUUCAAUUGCUCGCCAUUGGUGUCGAUAUCACCACUUUUGAUUUUAUGGAUAAACCACCCAAGGAAGGUGUAGAUGUUGCUGUAAAAUGUUUGGAAAAACUGGGUGCAGUUAAAGGAUCUCCGCCGCAGCUGACCACACUCGGCCGAACGAUGUCAUUGUUUCCGUUAGAUCCGCGAUUUACCAAAGUAAUCCUCGCAUCGGUGGAGCACAGGUGUCUGGAGGAAGCAUUGACGGUUAUUGCUUUACUAUCGGGCGAAUCGAUUUUCUUGGACCCACCCACGAAGAGGGAACAAGCUUACAAUGCACGCUCACGAUUUGCCUCGCCCGAGGGAGAUCACGUAACGUUGUUGAAUGUGUUCCGAGCAUACCAAAGUGCUACGCAGAAGAAGGUAUGGUGCCACGAGAAUUUCUUGCAUCAUCGAAAUCUGGAAUACGGGUCGGAAGUGAGGCAACAGCUUGCGGCGUUGGCGGAACGUGCGAAUUUGGAGAAGGCAAGCUGCGGAACGAAUACAAAGCAACUCAGAAAAGCUUUCCUCGAGGGGCUUUAUGAGAAUCUUGCUGAGCUACAGAGGGAUCAGACGUACGUCACGGUCUACUCGAAGCAGCCGGUAACCAUACACCCUUCUUCGACAUUGCACGGUACGAAGCCGCCAUUGCUGCUGUUUACGGAGGUCGUAGCCACUGGAAGAUGUUACCUUCGCGGUCUGUCUGUCAUCGACCCGGCGUGGUUGACGCAAAAGAACGUCGGCCCCGGCAAGCACAACUGACGCAACUUUUUAUGUUACAGUGUUAUUUAUACAGAGCUUAUUUCCGUUGACGAGAUAGAAUAAUUGAGGCCAUUGGAUAAAGGGAUUGACGCCGUGAUUUUGGAAUGAAAGGAUUGAUAGCUGCGAUUUAGAGAAAGAUUAAGCGCUGGCAUAUUUUUCUAGCAAUCUCUUCGUUCGAUUCCUCAAUCACGCUGGCAUAUUUUAUCGAAAAUAUAUGAUUAGAAAGACACUUUUCUACUAUUUAUAUACUUUAGUGUAUAUAAGCAUUGUUAUUAGAUUUAGUUAAUAAAUAUUUUACUUAUUGUAUA
Molecule: messenger RNA, 2591 nt
Organism: Linepithema humile (Argentine ant)
Lineage: Eukaryota; Metazoa; Arthropoda; Insecta; Hymenoptera; Formicidae
Gene: ath
Product: ATP-dependent RNA helicase DHX33
Biological process (GO): positive regulation of transcription by RNA polymerase I
Cellular component (GO): intracellular anatomical structure; nucleolus
Molecular function (GO): ATP binding; helicase activity; double-stranded RNA binding
Source: RefSeq, a predicted model, not a curated record